AUGACGCAGAACUUUUUGAAGGCUUAUCAGGUAUUCAACAGUCAAGUGGAUGCGAAUGUUUAUAAGACGGCAAAAGAAAUGUUCAAGGCAUGUAAAGCUAUAGUCUUAACAGGGCCUAAGAAAUGUGGUAAAACUUCUAUAGCUGUUGCAUUGUCAUCUGCCUAUGAAACGGCACAAUGUCUACUCCUCAACAAACCAAACAAUCUCAUCUACAUUGACUUUAAAAACAUCUGCUUGGUUAUCAUUGAUGAGUUUGCUGGGAAGUAUCGUUACGAUAAGAAUGAAGUGUGCGAAUGGUACGAAACGUUUGAUCAUCUGUACAGAGCAGUUAUAGCAGGGAAAUUGAACGUGUUAAUAACGUGUGAAAAGGGUAAACUAGAAAAAUGUAUCAACGAAAUCGGACGGCAUGCCAUUCUUGACCACGUUGUGGAAAUACCUUUACAAACAACUGUCGUUAAAUUGGAGGUUACUGAACGACUAGAUUAUGGACAUGUUUAUGGACCGAUAGACACUACAGAUCAUUCUAUAGGCACCAUAUCAAAUAUCACAAAGUCUAAGAACUACCCACCACCAUUGUCAGUGAUUCCGGCACACGUGUCAAUCAUGCCGUCAAGUCAUGACACGAUUCCGGUUUCUACAGGAAAUACUUCACUCCUUGGUAGAUCACAAAUGGAAGAUCUGAAAGUUUACUUGAAAAGCUUUUAUUCAAAAUUAGCAACUUUUAACAAUUUCUGCUGCGAUUUAGAGGGAUUGGAAAAUUUAUCAUUUCAAAUCGGGCCGACGUUUGAAAAUCAAGAUAUGAAACACAAAAAAGUCACAGCCUUGAAUCAAAAUGAGGCAUUGAUUAAGAUUCUGCAGAUGCCUAACUACCGGCAAAUUUUUAUCUUGGCAACAGACACAGCAGCAUCUGCAAACCUUAUUGUUAGCUCCUGGUUAAAUUUUGCCGACACUUUCCGCCCCAAGAAAUUGGAUACUCCAGAUGGAGUUUUCUUGUUACAAAUAACAGAUGCUGAUAAUGUUUUUGAUUUAAAUAUUAUGUUGGAGGAGAGAUUUGAAAUGAAAGAGUUAUAUUACACUAAAAAUAUUCUCAUUAUCUUUGAAUAUAUUGACACAGAUCAUUCGAAAUUGAAAGCAAUUUAUGAUUUGGCCUGUUCUUGCAAGUUAAUUACAUGCAAGUUUAUCAUUAUCACAAAGAUCGAUAAACCGGCUGUACUUGAUUUGAAACUAGAUAUUGAGUUUGUUCUCAUUGCUAGUAAAGAUAAUGCAUUGCAAAUAUCUAGUAAAUACGGGGAAGUAUUGGUAGACAUAGAUGGACAAAAGUUGAGCAAAUGCAUCGAUCAAAUAGUAUCAAAGAGAAAAUGUACUUUAUGGCAGAAAGACGCAAUUACAAAAAUCUGUUUUGAGAAUAUUCAUCCGCUAAAUAAAGUUGCAACGAUACGCGUUCCAAAAGAUAUUAAGAUCAUAAACUUUGACAGAUGUAGUCACAAUAUUCAGGUAAUGCACUAUGCAAAUCAUUUAGAUAUAUCAGAAUAUCAACCGAAUAUGAAUCCUCUACCAGAAAACAUUUGUACACCAACUUUGAAAACUAUUGCUAUACAUUUUACAAUAUCAAGUCACAUCUUUUACAAUAAUGUAUAUGAGCAAUUUGCUUAUGAGAUAUCUAAAGCAACUCAUAUUGAAACGUUGCUCUUGUGUGAUAUGAAAUUUGGGAAGAAAUAUAUCACUGUUGAACUUCAAAAAGAAGAGAUUGGACAAAUCAGGCGUUCUAUAGAGUCAAAGGAGGACUAUUACCGUUUUGGAGCUCGCAUAUUAGGUCCGCGUCUAAGGUGCAUUUCGUUUGACAAAGAAGAUGUUCAAGCUGAAAACAAAAAUUUAAUGGUAAAACAAAUAAUGAUAGAUUUGAUAUGCUAUGUACUUGUGAAAACACACAGUUCUGUAUCAGAAUGCUAUCCUUCGGAAAUGGAAAAUGGUGCGAUUAAACUGAUUUGCUUCGUAAACGAUGAAGUUCGGAUAGAUUCCUUUAAAGGAUUCCCUCUUUUAAAAAGAGAUUACAACUGCACCAGUAAAGAAUCACUAUUAGCAGAAAAUUCAUGUGACAGAGAAGACAGUACCAUAAUAAAGGCAACAGAGGAAGAAUUUGUAGAUAUCAAUGAAACGCUCUCAUUCCAUGCAGAAGCUCUUAUGACAUCUCAUAGAAAUUUGGAGGCUGUGAAAGUUAGUUUUGUCCAGCCUAAAGAAGUAAAAUUAGGGCACUCAAAAUUAUGCAUAGUCUUAUAUUGUAGAGCAAAAGGGUAUAAACCAUAUGGCGAUCCUUCUUUCCCUCAGAACCUUAACCACCCGUUUAAGUGCAAAACGUUUAGAACUGAUGUUCGGGAAGGUUAUUUCUCACCUAAUAGUAUAGGCCGCAGUACUGACUUCAACAAGACACUUGCGUUAGGUUGUAGUAUUGGAGAAGUUAAUGGAACAUGUGCUGCGACUUUAGGGCCAUUCGUUAAUAUUAAAGAAACAAACGAAACAUGUUUUCUGACAGUUCGACAUGUAUUUGUUCCUACUUCACGUACAGACCAAAGUCUUACCGGAGUAAAAGUCGUUCAACCGGCUGACGUUCAUUUGCCACCCGGUGCCGAUGGAAUGCCUGAUCGACAAUGUGGAGAGGUUAUAGGCAGUCAGACAGGAGGACAGAUCGAUGCUAGUAUAGUAAAGAUAUCUCCUGAAAGAUUACCGAAAAGUGGUCAGUUUAUACGAUUGACAAGAGAAGAUUUAAAUAUUGCAGGAUUAACGGAGCAACCAGUGUACAACGACGGGAAGUUUCUGGAUGCAAAGUCUUUAACAGUAAAAGAUCAAGCCACGCGAAGAAUCAUCAAGAUUGGCUGUACAACCUCUCUUACAAAAGGAACUCUGUCAACAACAGAUGGAUGUGUUAAGGAAACAUUGGAGUAUUCUACAUUAGAAACAUUAUACAAUGGGAGUAGGGAAACAUUUCUAAUAAACAGUCAGUUUAUGGUGGACUCUUAUGUCAAAAAAAUAUUUAGCCAAGCUGGCGACUCUGGUUCUGGUGUGUUUUUGGUCGAUGAUAACAAUCAUUUACAUUGUAUUGGAAUGCUUAUUGGUGUCUUGUGUAACGACUUCACAGCUGUAAUCACACCUAUUGAUAAUAUAUUGAAGAUUUUGGGCCAUAAUAUUGGUAAAACAUUAGAGUUAAAACAGUUCAGAGAAACGGAUGAAAUGGAUGAAUCUUAAACAUAUCAGAAAGUGUGAGAUAUGUUUACAAUACAUUUACCAACUAGCGACUAACAUUAGAAAUUACAUUCAUAAUUGAUAUAUGAAAUAAAUUUAUCCACUGUUGGUGAGCACAUUAUAAUGUUAAAGUGGCUUCUACUAAAUUGUGAAUGCCUUUAGAUUUGCUUUGUUUAAGGUAAACCAAUAUUGAAUCCUGAAUAUUAUACACGUAUUCUGUGGAUAUUUUGACUUAUUUUCUAUUAGUCGAAUGUUGCUUGCGAAACGUGAAUAUCCUUAUCACCUGUGAUUAGAUAUGAAAGUGUCAUAUUGAAAGUUCACAUAGUCGAAAACUCUUGUCAACAAAUAUUGCUUUAUCAAACUUAAACACACCAGUUUUUUAUAAAUUGAUUUCUGCUGUAAUAGACAUUGCUAAGAAAACUUGAGUGAUAGCGUGUAUCAUAACGAAACACGCACCGUCAGAUCCAGUCUGAUACAUAUAAAAUUUAGACGUGCUUUAGGACCUUAAUUAUUCUCUUCACUCUCAAUUAUAUCUUAUUGAUUUUUAGCUCACAAUAACCUAAACCUUUUAUUCGAACAAACUUGGUAGACAUCCACUAAGAGAUGUUUCCUGCCAAGUAUCUAAGCUCUAGCCCUUUUUUUUGUUUUUUUCCAAAAGAAGAUAUUUUAUGUUUUUCUUAUGGUUGCCUUAGCAAACCAGAAUUCUGCAUGGAAUUAAAUUCUUUAUACAAUUUUAAAGGUGUCCACCGAAGGAACAUGCCAGUGAAGUUUAAAUGAAAUUUGUUCAGCGGUUUAUGCGAUCACAAAAGCUCACUAUGUCACUUUGUGACAGGUGAGCUAAAAAUAAAAAAAGCUUACAUACCCUUCAUAUUUUAAAUGGACAUGUUUCCCUAACAACAACAUUUUUUUCUUCUCCAGUAUGAAUAGGAAAUUAGAAAGCGUGAGUUAACAUGCUUUAUAUACUUGCCAGAUAUACAUUGACAAUGAUAUUGUUCGUCAAAGCUAUUUCUAAAAAGGUUCCUUUUCCUAUUAUGAAGAAAAAUAAAACAAAAACAAUCAGUGACGAGAAACUACAUAGCCAGAAGGGUAAGUUAAAGUUGAGCUUGACUUGCCUUUCGACUUGCUUUUCGGCAAGUUUAUUUGAUAAAAAUUCUAGCACUGACAGUUGUUUUUGGUGAGCGGUUCAGGCCAAUCAUUGCCUCUUGUUUUGUUUACUAAUAGUAUUACUAUUUUUGCAUGUUUUAAAGUGUAUUUAUUACAUUAAUAUUAACGUUUAAUUAAUGCUGCUUAUUUGUACUUUAUCAAGAUUUCAUUCCUUAAACCUACAGACAAUCUUUUAACUUUUAUCUGUCACAUUUUGUAUAUGAAUAAAUUUACUUUACUUUACACCAUAGGAACUCGGGAACGGGACUGCAUAUUGCGGCGCAUAUUUUCGAUCAUGUAACAUUAUUAAGGAAUGUCUCCCCUACAUCUUUGCUAUGCUAUGCUUGAUCAUUAUUAUUGGUGUCAAAUAUCAAGUAUAAUCCAGAUACGACAACUUAAAUGGUUUAUUGUGUGCCUGUGUUGACAUGUAUAGGUCUAUAGACGGUAUUAUAGCGAUUGAAUUUGUGUUUAAAAUUGUCGACAAGAAAAAAAAAGAAAUUCGAGUAACAUGGUCCAAAUGGUUUUGUUUAGAUGAAAGGAAAAAGAAUAUGCACACAUAAAUAGAUAUAUGCCACGAGGGGUACUCACCUGAUAUUUGUUGCUAAUAAAGGCCAGAGUCAUUCCGUACACUAGAUCAAUGAUUGACAGAAAUGCAUAGGCAUUUUUAAUCAAGGGCCAUAAUUCAUUUACAUGUAGUGCUAGUCACCGUCCAAAGGCUUGAUGCUUAAUAAUUUCGGAUGUAUGUAGGUGUUAUCUCACUUACACCCAAAACAUAUUGUAUCAUUGAAAUUUUGCUAAAUAUGGAGUUAUAUGUUUCCCAGGGUGAUAUAAGAAAUAUUCCCCGGUGAAUAUAUUCUUCAAUCAGGACACAUGAUAGGCCUAUGGGAGUUUUACAUUGAAAGAUAUAUUGAGGUAUAAUAAAAUCAAAUAUAAAUGCUUGUUCAAACAAUGCCAAGUGAAAAUACCAUUACAAAACCGUAUAUAAUAUAGGGCUAGUAACAUAAUAACAUGCCAUAAUAAAAUAAAAUCACACACUGAACUUAGACUGAAAUAUUUGGACAGUUCUAUUUAUAAAAUAUUAACUGAAAUUAACACAAGCCAUGUGGUUAAUUUAGACUGAAAUAUACAUAAAAAUGAAAUGACAUCUUUUCUUAAUUUAUUUUAGUUCGAUUGUGUAGAAAGCUAUGACCUUAUAGACACAAUUUCGAAUCCGUUCCUGGAACAAACCAGUACUGAGCAAUGAGUGUAAAGUUUCUUACUCAAGGAAAGGACGACUUGCCCCUGACGGGGUUUGAACCUAUGCCGCUAGCGAUCAUGAGAUUACUUUUUCUUUUACCCUUUUCCGUCUUUCUUUCUUUAAUUUUUUCAUCUAGGGUACAUUAUUUUUGUCAUAGUUAAGUUUUUUGUUUUUUAUGUACAUGUACAUAUAUUUUUUCCUUUUGUAGAUUGUACAUUUUUAGUACCCUUUUGUUACAUUCAAAACUUUUUUUAAUUGGAUUUUUCAGUUUAAGCAUGGUUUGAACGCUAGGGUAACUAGGAUAACUAUGUGUCACAGGUGUACAAAUUUACCUAUAUCAUCCCUUUCUCUCCAAUAUAUUAAUACUGUAUGCCGUUAUAUUGUAAAUCGUCGACUUAACGUGAUUUACAAUAGCGCUAUCUCUUUACUAUUCUUUUGUUAUUUAAAUGAUUUUCUAUGACGUAUAUAAGUUAGUUUAACAAUAUAUUUUUAAAAGAAAAUAAGAUUGUACUGUGUACGUUGGGGUUUUAUAACCUUAACUUAAAUCAUUAAAUUAAUUAUAAUAAAUAAGAAUAUAUUAUGUUACUUAUUCCCUUCAUAUGUUGCAUUUGUAAAUUGCUUACAUCUAAUGUUAAUUGACGUAUAUUAUUUGAAUUCUAAGACCAGUUCUUAGAAUACAUUUUUCAUUGUGUAAUAUGAUGUCGCCUAUUUUGUACACGUAUGUUUACAUUAUUUAAAUGCAAUACAAUUAAACAAUAUGUUUUUAAAAGAAAAUAAGAUUGUACUGUGUACGUUUGGUUUUUAUAAUCUUAACUUAAAUCAUUAAAUUAAUUAUAAUAAAGAAAUAUAUUUUG
Messenger RNA from Ruditapes philippinarum (Manila clam), 6471 nucleotides. RefSeq lists its product as uncharacterized. Lineage: Eukaryota; Metazoa; Mollusca; Bivalvia; Venerida; Veneridae. The transcript has 4 exons. Bases 1 to 3240 code for a protein of 1079 amino acids. The record is from RefSeq and is a predicted model, not a curated record.